Dermacentor albipictus is the source of this 4946-nucleotide messenger RNA. NCBI's taxonomy places the organism in Eukaryota, Metazoa, Arthropoda, Arachnida, Ixodida, Ixodidae. The record is from RefSeq and is a predicted model, not a curated record.
AUGACGUUCCACAGAGCCUCGGUAGACCUGUCGAUGACGCGCAACGUAUCCCGCCAUUGCCGGGUGCAGCUGGAGAGACGUAGGCGUAAACAGUCCCGUCUGUACAGGGACUGUUUACGCCUACGUCUCUCCAGCUGCACCCGGCAAUGGCGGGAUACGUUGCGCGUCAUCGACAGGUCUACCGAGGCUCUGUGGAACGUCAUCCUGGCGAAGCUGCGCACCGACACUACCCUGAAACGAAGAGCAGCAGAAACACGGACGCCUGGAAGCAGUGUCCAUACCAGCGGAGUCGAGGCUCUGCCUGACUCGAUCCUGGAGGCUCUACGUCAUGGACCGAAAUUUGCCGUCGAGCCGAGGACUUCUACACCGGAACUACUGGCAAUGGUGCGACGAGUUGCGCGCGCAGGGCCAGAGUCUGAAAGUGCCAGGUGCCUGUCCGACGGAGUCGACGUGGUUGCCCGUUGCAAAAUGGGCACGAACCGCCUACCUGUGCGACAAGUGGUGACGUAUUCGAAAGAGCAUUCCCUCUCGUUGCUUACUUCUGACAAGGAGGGGGGCUUCGCUGUGAUGCCGAAAGACGUCUACCAAUAUAAGGCGUUAGAGGCCAUAAGUUCUGUUUUUAACAGUCAUGAAAAGUCUGUUCUGCGAAAAGCAAAGUCAGCUGCAAAGAAGCUUUGCGGAAAUCUAAAACUCGACCGCCUUGUGCGUAGCAUCGAAACUAGCAAAAAAUCAUCCCUUGACAUGUUUUUCACUGUUAAAACGCAUAAACCUGAGUGGCCCCUGCGGGUUAUAGUAUCUGAGAAGGGCACUUGGCAGAAAACGAUUGCCCUGUUUUUGCAAGAAAAACUAAAGCUACUAACUGUUGACGAUCCUUUCCAGGUGAAAUCCUCAGACGCUGUAAUAAGGUUUUUAAAAGACAAUUCUAGCACUGACUUUGCAGCAUGCUCUGUAGAUGUUAAAGAUUUAUAUUAUUCGAUCCCCCAACAUGAAAUUUUGGAGUGCGUGGAAGAAUGUAUAGAUGCACACGGUGCUGUCGCUUUUCAGAACGCCUCCGGGGUUUCAACCGGUGGGUUCCUGGAACUCCUUUCUGUAUACUUGAAAUCCACUUAUGUUACGUGGGAAGGGAAUGUGUACCUCCAGAAACGCGGCGUCUGUAUAGGGUCAUGUAUUGCGCCAGUACUUAGCGAUUUGUUUCUUGCCCAGAAAGAUAGAUUACUUCGGAACGCCCUAACCAGAACAAACGUCCGGGGAGUCUUUCGGUAUGUUGACGAUUACUUGGUUCUAUGUGAUGGCUCUGGCACGAAUUCAGAUGACGCAGUUUCGGAGGCACUAACAUGCUUUAGUCAUGCGCUUCAGCCGCUUGCUGUUACCCACGAGGUCCCCACGCAAGGGUCUUUGAGAUUCCUUGAUCUCCGGCUCGAGCUCUCCAAAGGGAAGGAUGCGGAAGCCGAGAAGCAGUCCCUUCAGUCUCAACUUGGCGAGCUGGCUGCAAGGUUGGCUGACGCCGCCCGCCAGAUGGACGAAACGACCGAUCAACUCACCAAAGCAGAGGAAGAAGUAAGCUCGUUGCGAGGGGAACUUCUGAGUGUUCAAGAGGAGAAUGCGCAGCUGGUUCACCAACUGGAAAUCAUGGAGAAGCGUGUGUCUGACACCAAAGCUGAACUGCAGGCACAGGAGGACUCGUCAAAGCAAGAGACGGCUGCUCUUAAGGAGAUGAUUGCACUCAAGGAGCAAGAACUGGUGGAGCAGCGGGAGCGGCUUUCCACCAUGGAAGAGAAUUUCGCCCAAAUCCGCCUCGACUCCGAUCACUCUACAGUGAGCCUCUUGAGAAAGGCUCUGGAGGAACGUGACCGGCAGGUGAAGCAGCUGUCGCAGUCCCUAGAACAGGCGACGCGCGACUUGGAGGACCAGAACACCAUAAUCGAGGCACUGCAAACGGAGCGCCGCCAACGGGAUGAAGACAGUCAGGACGGCGGACGAACGGCGGGUAGGGGCGGCCGUUGGCUCGACCUGCAAGGGAAGCUUCGGGAAAAGAGCUUGCUGCUCAGGAGCGUGCAAUCCAUGCUGGGCAAGGUGGAGGAAGAAGCUCGCCUCAAAGACAAGCAGCUCGCGGAAGCUGUGGCUGCUGCCAGGAAGUAUGAGCUGGGCGAGUACGGCCUGUCGGACGCGGUUGCAGAAAUACGAGAUCUCAAGAAGCAGUUGGAAAUUCGCGACCGGGAGAUCGAGAAGCUGACCAGCCAGCUGAACGACAUUGAGAUGGAGGUUCAGGAAGAGUGCGACGACGACAGGAGCACUUCCCCGCGUCGCCACAUCAGGCCGACCAGGAGCGAACUGCAGGAGAAGAUACAGAGACUGGAGAGGGAAAAUAGGCGCCAACGGCUGCGCUUGGCUGCACAGAGGAGUUUAAUGAGAUCAGCAUCAGAAGCUCAGAAAAAGUACCUGGAUAACUUUGCCCAGACGUCACCCCUGCGGGAUUCCUCAACAGAGAAGGACACUUCAGAGACACCGGUGAAGACAAAGUUAACAAAACACGAGGAUGGGAAAAGGGACGAGACUCCACCCUUACAGAGGCACGAAGACAGCAUGGAUGGUGAUCCAGAAGCAGCAGACCCGCAGGUGUUACUGGUGAAUGGAAAAGGCGCGUCACUUGUUCGUCUCUACAAGGAGACUGUUCGCGCUGCUAAGGCGUGGAGAGAUGAUGCACUUCGGUGGACUGAAGGCAGGAAGACGGGUGACAAGGAGCAGUUAGCCAGCAUCGAGGGCAAAUGCUCAGUGCGUGACCUGCUCGAUCGUCACGCGUCUCUGGACCGCCUGAAGGACCACAUCAUCUUGGAGCAGCUCGGGCAUCUUGAAGCAUUUCAAGAGACGUCUUCGAUGCGCAUCAAGUGCCUGCAGCGGCGCUUGGAGGAGAGCGUCCCGAAGGAAGCGUUCAAGUCACUCAACAACGCAUACUCCGAGCUGGCUGCCAGUCAAGCGAGGCUUAUCUCAAGACUUGCAGACGCUGCCACUGCGGACAACAAGCUUGCUGAAGAGGUUUGCCUGUCGACGGAGAAAGGCGUCUUCCACUUGCCUGCUACUGACGACUCCAAGCUUCGUGCCCUUGAGGAGGAGAACGAGCAAUUGCGAGCUCUCCUCGCAGAUCGCACAGGCAAUGUGCAGGUACUCCUGGGUGAACUGAAGAGACUCAAGCACAAACAGAAGGACAAAUCAAAAGAACCACGAAGUUCACCUUCAAGCGACCACAACCAAGUCUCGUCAAAUGAGCAAGCCGAGAGCCUCACAGUGCUGCUGGAAAGACUGUGGACGCAUUUUCAAGAGCUACAGAAAAGGUACGAGCAGAAGGAUGGCGACCUACUAAGGGCAAUGGUUGAGUCGCGUAGACAAAGCGAAGAACUCAAACUGGCACUCACGCAAAUGAGAAUCCAAUGCAGUGGUGCUGUUCCUCUGGAAAAGUUAGAAGUUAUUCUCUCACAGUUCAAGAGUGGACACCAACACUUUCAAGAAGAGAAGGACUUGCCCUCAUGCAAGAAUUGCAGUGCCUUGACCAACACCCUUAGAGCACAAACGGAGGAGCUCAUCACUUCCAGGCAAAAUGCAAAGCUUCUGCAGAAGAAGCUCGACGAGGAGCACCGCAACCUGCAGAUCUCGGCCAACUCCCUCCGUGUCAAAGAUACAAUCAUCCAAGAGUUGAAGCAAGCUCUGCGCCGAGCGGCUGCAGACGAGGCUGUACCUUGGGACAAGAAGAAGCUUAAGAGAUCCUUGCGCGUAGCAAUGUUGACAGUCAACUCAUUGCAGGCACUGAUGCGGCAGAAGGAAGCCACCAUAGAACGCUACCGCGCCUGCGUCGCCACCCUACGCAACGAGAUGCAGCAGCAGAGCCAGAAGCUGUCAGCGGAGGCGCACGUCUUACGUGCAAAGCUACUGGACACCGCGACCGCCCGGGAACAGCCAGAACAAGAUGGCGACGCCAUCCACGACAAGCCGCGACAUUUUCAGGACCAGCUGGAUCAACUCCGUGCACUGGACGAGGCGCACAGGGAAGCCGUCCGCAUACUUCUCCAACAGGCAGCGAAAGUGGUUCCUGCCCCUGUGAUACAAACCAUACCGGCGUCCACUGCGGAAAGUCCCGGCUCUCCUCUCAGCGGAGUGCCUAAAGUGGUUCCGCACUCAACUAGUGUUCCAGGUGAUGUUAUAUUGGAGAGGGAGAGACAACCAGAAGAGGCCAAAAAGACGUCUGCAAUGUUCCGCGACACUGUGAUGUCUCUUCAGAAGGUUAUCGAGGAGAAAGAUUCCGUGAUUGCUCAACGGGAGACAAGCAUCGCCGCACUCGAAGGGAGACUGGCUGAACUCGCCAGCCAGCUUGAAGAAGCUGCCAAGAAGAAAGACUUGGGAAGCCUAGUGCACGCUCUGAAAUCGCAGGUGGACGAUAAAGAGAGGCAGUUGAAGGCACUGAGUCAAGCUCUGGUGGAACUGCGCGCUGAAAUGAUGCGGACGGUGGAGUUCAACGCUGUCGCUGCCAGUAGUGGAGAUGCAGACAACAGGGAUCUCGCACAGCUGCAGGGCGAGUUGCGAGCUGCGCAAGAGAGGGAGCGCUUCCUCGAGGAUGAAGUUCGCCUGCUUCGUGAGGAAAACGAAGCUGUGAAAGAAAACUGCCGAAAAGCCCAAGAGCAAAGGCUGCGCGUGAUGAAGCUUCACAAGGCUCCCUCACGGCGUGGGACGUAGCCUACGCCAUUGCCCAGGAGGCAGUUGAAGACGCAAUGGAGCACUCAGCUAUCACUCACCCACCCUCUCAUUUAGUAGUCAUGUUGAAAGUUCGAGAAACACCGGGCGAGCAUCAAAAUCACAAGGGCCCUCAUGCAGCUAUAGUGUGCGGCAUGAUCCCGGAGUCGAGAGGGGAACUGUACUGUGUGAAAGGAGUUUAUUACUAAAUAAAUAACCUACGAACG